AUUUGAUUUUCUUCCACCUGUGAUGAUGGUUCCUCGCCACGUACUGCUGCCGGCGACAACAGUAAGCUCCAUUUACUUCCUCCAUUACUCCCAUGUCCGAGGCGAACCAGUCUCUUGUUUCUCCCAAAUCCUAUCUCCUCUGAAUCUCUGAUACAUACAUAAAUUCAUUCAUCAAUCUUUCCAUCAUUUUCUUCACCUUAAUCGCCAUGACUGAUUCCCAUUUGAAAAUCCCUCUUCCCAAUACCACCUCCCGCGGCAGACAGCCGGAGAAGCUGAACCAACUAAUCGAAAGCCUCUCUUUUCCAUCUCUGAACCCUCAACUUCAAAAAUUAUCCCACCUCUCCGGCUACCUGCAAAACCUUCCGACCUUCACAAACCCUUUGGACCACAACCAAUACUACCACCCCAUUGACGGAUUCUACAUCUCUUCUUCGGAUGUCGUUCUUCGUCAAAUUCUCUUGAAUCUCUCCGAUACCUUCCCUUUAUCUUCUCCUCCCCCUCCUGUUGCUUAUCACCGCGCAGGCCCUCGUAAGCACGUCUUCUUCGAUCCUUCCACCGUCCGAGCGGCAAUCGUCACCUGCGGCGGACUCUGCCCUGGCUUGAAUACAGUAAUCAGGGAGCUGGUGGUGGGAUUGUGGGACCUUUACGGUGUGCGUCAGAUUUUCGGUGUCAUGGCUGGUUACCGAGGAUUCUAUUCCAUGGAACCCAUACGGCUUCAUCCCAAGCUCGUGCAUGACUGGCAUAUGAGGGGUGGUACCAUCCUUGAGACCUCAAGAGGUGGCUUUGAUCUACAUAAGAUCGUUGAUGCCAUCGAAUCUCGCAGAUUUAAUCAGGUCUACAUAAUAGGUGGAGAUGGCACAAUGCGAGGUGCUGUGGCGAUCUUCGAUGAGAUAUGUCACCGGAAAUUGAAUGUAGCAGUUGUUGGGAUCCCCAAGACUGUUGACAAUGAUGUUGGAAUCAUUGACAGAUCGUUUGGGUUUCAGACGGCUGUGGAGAUGGCCCAGCAAGCAAUUCAUGCAGCUCAUGUGGAGGCCGAGAGUGCUGUUAAUGGUAUUGGCUUGGUGAAGCUAAUGGGACGAAGUACAGGUCACAUUGUCCUCCAUGCUACAUUAAGUAGCCGCGAUGUGGAUUGCUGUUUAAUUCCAGAGAAUGAUUUUUAUUUAGAAGAGAAGGGAGGCCUUUUUGAAUUCCUUGAACAGAGGCUAAAAGAGAAUGGGCAUGCUGUGGUAGUAGUAGCUGAAGGGGCGGGGCAGGAUUUGAUACCAAGAACAGCCUCACAGAAGGAAGAGAAAGAUGAGUCUGGCAAUCCAGUGUUCUUGGAUGUUGGGGUGUGGUUGAAAUCGGAGCUGAAACGGUGGUGGGACAGAGACCAUCCGGGGGAGCUAUUCACGGUGAAGUACAUAGACCCGACAUAUAUGAUUCGUGCGGUCCCUGCAAAUGCUACAGAUAACUUAUAUUGCACACUUCUGGCACACUCUGCAAUUCAUGGGGUUAUGGCUGGUUAUACAGGGUUCGUCACCGGACCUAUCAAUGGCAUCUAUGCAUAUAUUCCUGUGACAGAGGUGGCAAAUGCAAAGAAUGUUGUUGAUAUAAAAGACAAUAAGUGGGCAUGGGUUAGAUCAGUUACUAACCAGCCAAAUUUUGUGAAGAGCUAGAGAGGAUCAAAGUGAGCUCUCUCUGAUCUUUUUGGUGGUGCAAUUUAGAAUCACUCCAUUUGAUCCAUGUUAUGCUGAAAUGUAUAUGAUUGUGGAGAGCAGAGACAACUCCGGCCAUGUCUGUGAGCAGUGAUGCAGUGGUGGUUCAAUGUCUGAUAAGGGUGUGGACUGGCCACGGAGCUUGUGGGUAUUGGAGAUGCAGGUGUCAGGGAUUUCCCAUUUCCAUUAUCUUAUGUAACAAGAGACUGGCUUUUUCUGUUCGUCUUCCUUCUUUAGUGUUUGUAUAUAUAUUUUACUUUCUAGAC
Messenger RNA from Macadamia integrifolia, 1960 nucleotides. Its product is annotated as ATP-dependent 6-phosphofructokinase 2-like. The record is from RefSeq and is a predicted model, not a curated record. Gene Ontology annotation, molecular function: ATP binding; 6-phosphofructokinase activity. Gene Ontology annotation, biological process: fructose 6-phosphate metabolic process; glycolytic process. Gene Ontology annotation, cellular component: cytoplasm. The coding region runs from base 207 to 1655 and encodes 482 amino acids. Lineage: Eukaryota; Viridiplantae; Streptophyta; Magnoliopsida; Proteales; Proteaceae. The transcript is spliced from 2 exons.